Molecule: messenger RNA, 1445 nt
Organism: Momordica charantia (bitter melon)
Lineage: Eukaryota; Viridiplantae; Streptophyta; Magnoliopsida; Cucurbitales; Cucurbitaceae
Product: Galactose oxidase/kelch repeat superfamily protein
Molecular function (GO): protein binding
Source: RefSeq, a predicted model, not a curated record
UAUGUAAAGGGCGCCCCUGCAUUCAUCUUCUUCUUAGCCCCUCUGCAGUUUUUGCAUCUCCAUUACUGUGUUUCAGAAUUUCAGAUAUGAGAACCAGAGAAAAAUCCCGGAGCUUCAAAUAUCUUUCCAAGUUCAGUGUCACCGCCAAACACAAGGACGUUCCUUCUCCGGCGGCCUCCCUGUCGCCGGGAAUGGAUCCCGGAAUCUGGAGCCAACUCCCGCCGGAACUUCUCGAUCACGUACUCUCUCUUCUCCCUCUCAGAACAUUUUUUAACCUAAGAUCCACUUGCAAGCAUUUUGAUUCUCUGUUGUAUUCUCCUUCUUUCGUCUCCAAGCAUUCGGAUUCCUCUUUCUCUUCGUUCCUCUUGCUCGCGCAUCCCCAAUGUUUCCGCCAGUUCCCUCUGUACGACUCUGCUCUCGGGACUUGGCGGAGCCUGCCGAUCUCCGUUUCCGUUUCGGUUCCCUCCGCCAUUCCUUCUACUGCUCUUCUUUCCACCGCUAAUGGCCUUGUUUGCUUCUCUCUCCGCAAUUCCUGCUCCUUCGUUGUUUGCAAUCUCUUGACCAAAUCGUCGCGAGUUAUCGAAUUUCCCUAUUAUCCAUUCGCAUUCGAGCUCCUGACGUUGGUUUCCGUGCCCCUAGGGUACAAGAUUUUCACGCUCUUCCCCGGUUCGUCUCCUCUUUCCGCUCUGGUCUUCGAUUCUAGGGAUCAUUCCUGGCGGAAAUUCGACAAUUUCGAGCCGAUUCUCGGGGAUAAGCAUCGCCAAGAAGCUGCUUGCUAUAAAGGACGUUUGUAUUUCGUUACGCCAGAACCGUUUUCUAUAGUUUCCUUCGAUUUGGAGAAUGGUGAGUGGGAGGAAACCGAUAUCGUAAUGCCUGAGGAGCUCACGUUUGUUCGAUUGGUGAGCGAUGGAGAUAGGAAAUUGUAUAUGAUCGGUGGAAUUGGGAGGAAUGGGAUUUCGAGGAGCUUGAGAUUAUGGGAAUUUUCGGAACAGGGGAAUUGGUUGGAAGUGGAAAGCGUGCCACAGAUGAUUUGUAAGAAGUUCAUGUCGAUUUGUUACCACAAUUACGAGCAUGUGUACUGCUUUUGGCAUCAGGGAACCAUCUGUCUCUGCUGCUACACCUGGCCGGAGAUUUUGUACUACAAAUUUUGCCGGAGAACUUGGCAUUGGCUUCCCAAAUGCCCUUCUCUACCGGAGAGAUGGAGCUGUGGUUUCAGGUGGUUUUCUUUUGUUCCAGAAUUGUAUGCAUCUGUCUGAUUUGUUUUCCUCUUUGAUUCUCUGAUUCAGAUUCAGAUUGCUAUGUUCUAUUGCCAAUUUUGUUAUUGUUUUUGUCAGUCUGUAAUGUGUUUGUAGAAAUGCCUCAAAGAGAGUUCUUGAUUCUGCCAGAGGCUUUUCUGCAGACAACCCAUUUAGUAUGGCAUUAUACAAAAGCAUUCAAGUUCCAAA